Molecule: messenger RNA, 2880 nt
Organism: Gadus morhua (Atlantic cod)
Lineage: Eukaryota; Metazoa; Chordata; Actinopteri; Gadiformes; Gadidae
Exons: 7
Coding region: 1893-2852 (319 amino acids)
Source: RefSeq, a predicted model, not a curated record
CCACAGGCUAGACAUUGGAGCCGAGGUCUGGUCACCUCGAACCCGUAGCUGUUGUCAACAAUACUCAGUAUUCUGUGAGCUUGUCUCUUGUUUAAAGUGUUAACAGUGGCUAAUAAACCUCGACGUAGUGCGCAGGCGGCCAUCUUUAUCCUGUCUUCUCCACCGUGCACGGUCUGCUGUUCAUGUCCUCCACGCGCAGGAACGCACACGGAGACGCGCGCACUGGAACCGCGCGGUCACGCGCAUGACGCAGCGAGAAACACAAACGCGAAUAUCUCCCUUUGCACCUUUUCGAGAAAAAUGCCAGUGAACUCAGCAAAGAACAUUACACCUGCAUGGACCCAAGGCAUACCGCUACCUCAGAAGCACGCUGCAACUUCCUCUCCCUCAUCCACGCUCAUUGCAAAGGUGGUUGUCAUCAUUGGAUGAGAGGCCGGGCCUGAAUACAAUGAUGCUAAACAUGUUGGGGCGUAAAUUUGAAGAAGACCCUGACAAGCAUGGCCAUGUGACAUUGAUGCUGGAUGCCAUGUCCAUAAAGAAGCUUCUGCAGUACAAUCCUCGGACUAAUCGAAUGUCAGGAUAUGUGGACCUAGGCAAUGGCUGUAAUGAAACAGAUCCUGCCACAGAGGCUCUAGUGUUGAUGGUUGUUGGCCUUAAAGGCCAUUGGAAUGCACCGAUAGGCUACUUCUUUACUUCAACACUCACAGCAGACACACAAAAAGAGCUUGUUGUCCAAGCUUUGGAGGCACUACAUGACCGUUCCAUCAAAGUAGUGAAUAUUACCAUGGAUGGACAUGCCACCAGCCUGGGUAUCUGCAACUUGCUUAGAACUAAUCUUAAGGGAAACCCGAAAGACCCCCUGAAGACCAGCUUUACUCAUCCUUCUUCAGGUGAUGAGGUAUUUGUCAUAAUGGAUGAGUGCCACAUGCUCAAGCUCGCACGCAAUAUGCUUGAGUCAUACCGGACUAUCAACAGUGGCAGUGGCAGGAUCGAGUGGAAGCACAUUGUUGAGCUCAACAAUGUGCAAAAAAAGGAAGGGCUGGAUGCCGACAGCCAACAAACUGACAGAUACUCAUGUCAGUUUCAACAACCAAAAAAUGAAGGUUUCCCUGGCGGCACAGACAUGAAGCAACUCGGUUGCAGUGGCCCUCCGGACACUGAAAGAUCUUGGCUACGAACAAUUGAAUGACUGUGAAGCCACAGUGGAAUUCCUUCAGGCACUGCAACACUAUGAAUCCCUUGAACCUAAUUGUCCCAAUUGUCUCCCUGCUAUACUUGCAUGGCAGUAUAGCAUGUCAAUGUUUUUUCAGUAUACAAAACGUAAUUAGUGUAUUGACAAGCAGGCCUCUCUCACUCACUUCCUACUUUCAGCCUCUUCACCACAUUUAAGCCAAUAUGUAUUGAAUUUUGACUGAAAGGCAAUUAAGUUGGAUAUCUCUAUGGAUCAUCUGAUUUUUCCCUCUAGUUGCUAAAGCUCUAGCAUUGAAUAACUUGUUACAGUGAUUAAGAUGUAUGAAUAAACCCAAACAUUUCUUUAGAUGAUUGACAGGCUCUUUGACAUAUUGAAUAGCCGAAACCCUCAUGCUAUACGAUACAAAGCACCUAUUGGGAACCUCCAUUGGUGUUUUUUUGAGUUUGAGUUUGAGUUCCUGUCAAAGGCUAGGAAGUACUUGCUAGCAGUCAAAGAGGUUACUUUUUAAAUACUUAUUGCAUGUUGUUCUGAAUGGAAUUCAUGAUAUGCUAUUAUGCACAGAGUUCACAAUGUGUUGUUUUGCACGGAGUUCAUGAUAUGCUGUUCUGCAUCAGGUUUAAAGGAAGUUCUGUAUUUUUUUAGGUGGAGUUGGUAAUAUAAUGAGCAAUGUUGAUAAUUUAAAGUUAAUGUAGUCUUUAGCAUGUCUGCUAUGAUCAGUUCUACAAAACAUUUUGGAAAUUUAAGGUACCUGUCUGUCAUGGGGUUCGUUAUAAACAUUGACACUCUGAUGGGGAUGAUUCCUCAACUCCUGGAAGAGCAACAAUAUGUCCUGAACUACCGCUUCAGCCAGGAUCAUUUGGAGCUUCUCUUCAAUUCUAUCAGAGCAUCAGGAGGCUGGAAUAACAACCCAACUGCUGGACAGUUCCAGGGUAUCUUCCACAAGCUCAUCAUGUAUAGAUGUGGUGUCAAGCCGGUGGAUUCUGGCAACGUGAGAGGACAGGAUGCCACUGUCACCCUGUCAGCUGAGCACUACACCAGAGUCUCCCUUUCCGCUGCUGAGAUGUCCUCUGCAGAUGCCGCCACUGCUGAAGAGCUGGUUUCUCCAUUCCUGAACAUUUCUGCCCUUGUAGGGGACCACAGCUACCUCCCGACUCGCUUUGGUGCUCUAGUAGAAAACGCACUGGUCUACAUUGCUGGGUUCGUUGUCCGGUGUAUUUUUCGCAGCCUGUCCUGUGUUGUGUGCCGUGCCAGCCUGGUGACAGAUGCUGUAGCUGUCCCAUUUGACCAGAGCUACCAUCUGCUGGAACUUCGUAAUAACGGUGGGCUGAUGAUUCCUUCAAAGGGAACUGUAAAGGUGGUGAGAGCUGCGGAGAGGUCAAUACGUCAACACUCUUCAGGGAAAGCCCCUGAUGAGGUUGUUGUAGCCCACUUUGUCAGAGAGGAAAUCGGGACAGAGGACGUCUUUGCACUGGGGAGCCAUGUCCAAGAAAGCCAGUUUGGCAUUGACAAUCACCUGUCCCUCCUCCUGUCGCUGGUUGUCUCUGUCUUAAUGCGAAUACGGCUGCAUCAUAUCGCCAAAUUAACCUCGCUUACCUGGCAGAGAGGAAAUUCCCGAAAAAAACUCGAAAAAACCAUCCUGUUUCAGGGAUUUUCAAAAUGACAGAUAUAGUUACACAUGUAUAUAUAUA